Messenger RNA from Dendronephthya gigantea, 3420 nucleotides. RefSeq names its product lymphoid-specific helicase-like. NCBI's taxonomy places the organism in Eukaryota, Metazoa, Cnidaria, Anthozoa, Malacalcyonacea, Nephtheidae. The transcript has 16 exons. Gene Ontology annotation, cellular component: pericentric heterochromatin; nucleus. The record is from RefSeq and is a predicted model, not a curated record. Gene Ontology annotation, molecular function: ATP binding; ATP-dependent chromatin remodeler activity; chromatin binding. Gene Ontology annotation, biological process: negative regulation of gene expression via chromosomal CpG island methylation; lymphocyte proliferation; pericentric heterochromatin formation. The coding region runs from base 137 to 2830 and encodes 897 amino acids.
GUUCACUGUGUCUUUUGUCGAAUUAAAUUGUUGUUAGGUUUCGGGCUCAAUUACUCCCAAUGAAAAUGGCAGUGAUUCACAACAAAAGACUGAAAACAAUGCAUUGUCGAAUGGUGUUGAAUGUAGUAGCACAGUGAUGUCUGAAGAAAAUAGUAACCCAACAUCCGAGUCAAAUGGAAAUGCCACCUCUAAUAGUGUUGCUAGCAUUUCUGACAAAGAAAACCAAUCGACGGCCUGUCAUUCAACGUUGGGUGACGUAAUUGAUGGUAAUAAUAACAAUACAAUAUACAUCGAUGAUGUAAACGGAAAUCAACUUGUUCCCGAUAUUUUGCACAAGACGGAGGAAAGUGGGAUUGUUGAGGACAGUACGAGUACGAAUGAUGCCGCGGGCGAUCAGGUUGUUGAUGGGAGUGAAAAUGAGUCACGGGAAGAAGAUGAAGAGAUUAAGUUAAUCGAAAUGCAGAUAUCAAAAGGAGUUCUAACGACGUCCAUGUUAGAUCAAGAGAAGGAACUUCAGCAGCAACAAUUGGAAGAAGAAAAGCAUAUCGUCUCAGAGGCAAUGGAAGAAUGGGAAACGACAGUCGAAAAACAACGUUAUACUCGGCUACAACAUUUAUUGCAAAAGUCGAAUAUUUACUCCAUGUUUCUUCUUAAACGGAUAGAGGAACAAAAGGCAGAGAAUGAGAAGAAAAAAACUCGAAAGUCGAAGGAACCUGAGAGUGGAAAGAGCGAGGAAGAUAAAGAUUCUCCACAGACUGUCCCGAAAAGGAAAUCAGCACGCAAGGGUAAACAGAAGUCCACUACUUAUAAUAUCACAGACUACGUCGAUACCGAGGCCUUGAAAAAAAUCAGCAGUGAAUCUGUCGUACCUCACGUGUCAGAUAAAGAUGAUACUCAAGCAAAAUUUGCCGUCGAACAUCACUCUUCCAAAACUGAUUCCUCUGAGACUGGGAAUUAUGAAACACCAAAACUUCUUACAGGUGGAACACUCAGAGAUUACCAGAAGGAAGGAGUCGAGUGGUUGAAGGUUUUAUUCGAGAAUGGUGUGAAUGGUAUUCUUGCUGACGAAAUGGGUCUUGGCAAGACAGUCCAGUGUAUCGCUUUAAUAGCACAUUUAAUCGAGAAGGGAGUGCAAGGUCCAUUUCUUGUCACUGCACCAUUAUCCACGUUGCCAAACUGGCUUUCUGAGUUUAAAAGAUUCACUCCAGACAUAUGUUCAUUGAUCUACCACGGUAUCCCUGAUGAAAGAGCUAAAUUAAGAAAAAAAUUUUCUAGACUUCAUGGCGAAGGUUCCUUGAAAUCUUUCCCCGUGGCUAUCACGUCUUACGGAAUAAUAAUGAGAGAUCGCGCACACCUGGUGAAGUACAACUGGAAGUAUCUCAUUGUUGACGAAGGGCAUAGGCUUAAGGAUACAAAAUGCUUGUUGAUACGUGAAUUGAAAGCCUUCUCAGCCGCCAAUCGUUUGCUCUUGACGGGAACACCGCUACAAAACAAAUUGUCAGAGCUGUGGUCACUCUUGAAUUUCAUAUUGCCAGAUAUAUUCAACGACUUGAACAACUUCCAGGCGUGGUUUGAUUUCAGUGCUAUCUCGGAAAGCGACGGAAGUGAGAAAAUUAUCAAACAAGAACGUGAACAUCACGUGUUAGAGCGCCUACACGCAAUUCUUACUCCUUUCUUGUUGCGACGUCUUAAGUGUGAUGUAAGCCUUGAAGUUCCACCCAAGAAGGAGAUAUAUGUUUAUGCUACCUUAACCCAGAAACAAAAAUAUUGGUAUAAGCUCCUACUUGAUAAAACUCGUCUCCAUGAUGUACUGAAGGACGAGAAACAAUCAACACCGCCGUCAACACCAUCUUUAACACCGAGUGGUCGCACCCGACGUAGUUGUAGACGUAAUACGGAUUACAGUGUUUAUGAUAGUGACAAAUUGAGCUACGAUGAACUGAUGGAAAUAAUGUGUGAAGAAGAUGAAAGGAAAAAAGAGGCUAAAAGAACAGUUUCGACUCCGAAAACGUGUGAAAGAAACAUCAAAAUCAUGAAUAUUCUUAUGAUGUUGCGAAAGACGUGCAUGCAUCCAUAUUUACUCGAGUAUCCAUUAGACCCCGUAACCCAAGACUAUCGUAUUGAUGAAGAAUUAAUUGCAUCGUCUGGUAAAACUCUCUUACUCGAUCAAAUGCUACCGGAAUUGAAAAGACGAGGACAUAAGAUUUUGUUGUUUAGUCAGAUGACAAAAUUAUUGGAUAUUAUGGAAGACUUUUGUUAUCUACGCGAUUACAAGUAUACACGAAUUGAUGGCUCGACGACACUUGAAGACCGACAGAUAAAGAUUGAAGAUUUUAACAAAGAGCCAGAUGUCUUCAUAUUUCUUUUAUCUACUCGUGCUGGCGGGCUCGGUUUGAAUUUAACUGCUGCAGAUACGGUGAUUAUAUUUGAUAGUGAUUGGAAUCCACAGCAAGAUUUGCAAGCACAAGAUCGAUGUCAUCGUAUUGGGCAAACUAAGCCCGUUGUUGUUUAUCGACUUAUCACCGCCAAUAGUGUUGAAGAAAGAAUCGUCGAAGUCGCUUGUGAGAAACGUCGACUCGAGAAAAUGGUGAUUCAUAAAGAAAGGUUCAAAGGAACUCGAGAUGACACGAAGCUGAGUCCGAAAGAAUUGGUGGAAUUAUUGCAAUCAUCAGAUCACACAGCUGCAAUCAAUUCAGAUGAUAUCAGUGACGCACGUGUGUUAUCUCCUGAGCAAUUAGACAAGUUAUUAGACCGAAGUGAUAUGAUCUCAGGAGACACAACUGUUCCGGAGGCCACUGAUAAAGAUGACAAACUUUUUAAAGUCGUUUGAGUUGAUUUCUACAACUAUUGACGACAAUUGCGUUACUUAAUUCAUCAUCCUUCCCUCGUUGCCAGGACGACUAUAAUAAUUGUUUAUAUGUUGCGUUGACAUUUUCUUAAUGACAUUAUUACUUCUGUUACUGCAGUUCAUUUUUGUGACAGGCCUGUAAAAAGUCAGUAUGAAGCUGUUCACAUAAUUCCGCUUAGCCGAGAUUUAACGAAGCGUAAAAUGUUUUUAGGUAUUGAAAUGAGUAUAUAACGUGAUCCUGGCAGCUGUCGUGCGGUCGUCCUAACAAUAGCAUGUUUUGUUUUGUUUCAAGAAGACCUUUUUUAAUACCUCAAAAUCAUCCCAUGCUUCGUUAAAUCUCGGGAAACCAGGCUCACGUGAACAUCCCCGCUAUAAAUUGUUUGUAUAAAAGACUAGAACGUUCCAGCGUGAGACAAUUGUAAUUUUUUUACUUGUAUUUAUACUUAAUACCAUCAUUAUAACACCGCUUGUUAAUAUGCCACAUGAAUACUAAAAUGUUGAUGCAAAUACGUCGAAAAUAUUUAAAAAUAAUGUUUGAAGAAUUUAUUGUAAAUAUAUAUUAAAAAAAUGAA